UGGCCGCGCUCGGGUCCACAGCUCUAUGGGGAAAGCGGCCGCUCCGAGCCGAGGCAGCGGCUGCGCUGGCCGCUCCCGCGGGCUCUCAUCGCUGUUCACGGUUGUCCCCUGCCUGUCCUGCCACACGGCGGCGCCGGGCAUGAACUCGUCCACGUCAGGCUCAGGGCCGGAGCCCAAGCCUCAGCUCCAGCCUGUGCAGGCACCAGAGCGGGAGUUGCUAGCCGAACAGGUGUGCAAGCCAGUUUUUGAGCCGGUGCCGAGAUCCGAACCUGGGUCCCAGACGACGUCUGUGCCUAGGCCCUCAGGGGCUGGGCAGGAAUCUGAGCUACAGGGCUUGUGGCAGGGGUCAGAGGCGGGCCCAAGAGUAGGGGUUGGGCCCUUCACCAAAAUCACAUCGGAGCAGCUGUCUCUGGGGUCAACAGGAGGGAUCGUGCCCCUGGCAAAACCGGAGUACAGGUCGGGGCCAAAGCCUCAGCCCCUUCAGCGACCAGGACAAGCGAAGACUUCUGUGGGGACUCCAGUGCCAGGGACUGGAGCCCCGAUGGUCUCACCACCUCUGGACAGCUACAAGGGCUGGCUCCUCAAGUGGACUAACUACCUGAAGGGCUAUCAGCGCCGCUGGUUCGUGCUGGGCAAUGGCCUGCUGUCCUACUACAGAAACCAGGGUGAAAUGGCCCACACCUGCCGUGGAACCAUCAACCUGGCCUCCGCACACAUCGACACAGAGGACUCUUGUGGAAUCUUGCUGUGCAACGGGGCAAGGACCUACCACCUCAAGGCAGGCUCAGAGGUGGACCGGCAGCAAUGGAUCACCGUUCUAGAGCUGGCCAAGGCCAAGGCGAUCUGUGUGAUGAAAACUCAGUCAGAUGAUUCUGAAGACGACGACGAAGAGCCUGCUGCCCCAGCUGACAAGAGUGAACUCCACCACACCCUUAAGAACCUCUCAUUGAAGUUAGAUGACCUCAGCACAUGCAAUGACCUCAUUGCCAAGCACGGCGCUGCUCUCCAGCGCUCCCUGAACGAGCUGGACAGCCUCAAGAUCCCAUCAGAAAGUGGGGAGAAGCUAAAGGUUGUGAACGAGCGGGCCACUCUCUUCCGCAUCACGUCAAAUGCUAUGAUCAAUGCCUGCAAGGACUUCCUGGAAUUAGCAGAGACUCACAGCCGGAAAUGGCAGCGGGCUCUGAACUAUGAGCAGGAGCAGCGCGUCCACCUGGAAGAAACCAUUGAACAGCUGGCCAAACAGCACAACAGCCUUGAGAGGGCCUUCUGCAACACCCCCGGAGGGCCGGCCAACCCCAGCAAGAGCCUCAGCGAGGGAAGCUUCUUGACUUCCAGAGGGGAGAACAGUGAGGAAGAUGAAGAUACUGAGUACUUUGAUGCCAUGGAGGACUCUGCAUCUUUCAUCACCGUAAUCACCGAUCCCAAGGAAGACAGACGAGCCGAGGGAGGAUCUGGGCCAAGCUCUGUGGACUGGACCUCAGCAGACAAUGUGUUAGAUGGUGCCUCGUUUGCGCCCAAGGAUUCAUGCAAAGUCAAGAGGCGAGUCCGCAUCCCAGACAAGCCCAACUACAGCCUUAACCUCUGGAGCAUCAUGAAGAACUGCAUUGGCCGAGAGCUCUCCCGGAUCCCCAUGCCGGUGAACUUCAAUGAGCCCUUGUCCAUGCUCCAGCGACUUACAGAGGACCUAGAGUACCACCACCUGCUGGACAAGGCCGUAAACUGCACCAGCUCGGUGGAGCAGAUGUGCCUGGUAGCCGCCUUUUCUGUGUCCUCCUACUCCACCACCGUACACCGCAUCGCCAAGCCCUUCAACCCUAUGCUGGGGGAGACCUUCGAGUUGGACCGCCUGGAGGACAUGGGCCUGCGUUCUCUCUGUGAGCAGGUGAGUCACCACCCCCCAUCUGCUGCCCACCAUGUGUUCUCUAAGCAUGGUUGGAGCCUCUGGCAGGAAAUCACCAUCGCCAGCAAGUUCCGGGGGAAAUACAUCUCCAUCAUGCCACUUGGUGCCAUCCACCUAGAAUUCCAGGCCAGUGGCAAUCACUAUGUGUGGAGGAAGAGUACCUCAACUGUACACAACAUCAUCGUGGGCAAGCUCUGGAUUGACCAGUCAGGGGACAUUGAGAUUGUGAACCACAAGACCAAGGACCGGUGCCAGCUAAAGUUCGUGCCCUACAGUUACUUCUCCAAAGAGGCGGCCCGAAAGGUGACCGGAGUGGUGAGUGACAGCCAGGGCAAGGCCCACUAUGUGCUGUCAGGCUCGUGGGACCAGCAGAUGGAAUGCUCGAAGAUCGUGCACAGCAGCCCCAGCAUCCCCAGCUCUGACGGGAAGCAGAAAACCGUGUACCAGACGCUGCCCGCCAAGCUGCUGUGGAGGAAAUACCCACUGCCGGAGAACGCGGAGAACAUGUACUAUUUCUCGGAGCUGGCCUUGACCCUCAACGAGCAGGAGGACGGCGUGGCGCCCACCGACAGCCGCCUGCGGCCCGACCAGAGACUGAUGGAGAAAGGACGCUGGGACGAGGCCAACACCGAGAAGCAGCGGCUGGAGGAGAAGCAGCGCCUGUCACGUCGACGGCGUCUGGAGACGUGCGCAGCGGGCUGCGGAGGCGAGGAUGAAAAGGAGUCAGAAUACUACGCACCCCUGUGGUUCGAGAAGAGGCUGGACCCGCUGACCGGGGAGAUGGCCUGCAUGUACAAGGGCGGCUACUGGGAAGCCAAGGAGAAGAAGGACUGGCACAUGUGCCCCAACAUCUUCUGAGCCACUCCUGCAGCAAAUACAGGCGCCUGCACAGCCCCCUCAGCCUUUUCUUUUUAAUGCACCAAAUUUAGUACUGAACACACACACACACACACACACACACACGCACGCACGCACGCACGCACACACACACACACGUACAUACACACACACAGCUUUUUUCCUAAACGGGAGCUCCCACCAGGUUAAGGGCUGACCUGGGUUUUCUCCAGCCCCCAGGUCGCCAGCCCGUUACAAUUGACUUGGGCCCCAUGGGCACCCUUGUUCCCAGUUACCACAACUCAGGCGGGCUGGCUGGGCUAUGGGCUGCUAAGGUCACUAACCCAACCCAGGGAGGAACUACCCCCUCCAAGGGAGCCCCUUUUGACUUUUUUAAGAAA
This is a messenger RNA of Phodopus roborovskii (desert hamster), 3138 nucleotides long. It is a transcript of the gene Osbp2, whose product is annotated as oxysterol binding protein 2. The record is from RefSeq and is a predicted model, not a curated record. Gene Ontology annotation, cellular component: cytosol; intracellular membrane-bounded organelle; membrane. The transcript is spliced from 14 exons. Bases 26 to 2758 code for a protein of 910 amino acids. Gene Ontology annotation, molecular function: cholesterol binding. Lineage: Eukaryota; Metazoa; Chordata; Mammalia; Rodentia; Cricetidae.